GGGGCUGCGCGCCGCGGCGGAGGUCCAGCCCGGACUCCGCACCCCGCGGCUGCGGCAGCGAUCGGGGACCCCCGGCCCGCCGACGCCCAGGCGGCGCAGACACCCCUUUUAGGUGGACCCAGGUUUAGGCUGGGACUGAAGCCGUAAUACAGCCACCCCCAAGAAGAUGAGGUGUCUACUUCCCAUUUGAACAAGAGCGGACGCCAAAGGAAACCAGAGGCGCUCACAAGAAGGAAGGACGGACGGAAGGAAGGAAGAAAGGAAGGAAGGAAGGAAGGAAGAAAGAGAAGGCCUCUCCCAUCAAGGAUGACACUGAACACCCAACAGGAAGCAAAGACUCCCCUGCGCAGGAGGGCUAGCACUCCGCUACCCCUGUCAUCCAGGGGCAACCAGCCUGGCCGCCUGUGCACAGCAGCCCCUGCCACCCAAUCCCAACAUCCCCGGCUGGGCCAGUCAGUGUCCCUCAACCCUCCCAGCCGAAAACCUUCUCCUGCCCCCGAUGGCUGGUCGUCUGAAUCCAGCGACUCUGAAGGCUCCUGGGAGGCCCUGUACCGUGUGGUGCUGCUCGGAGAUCCAGGCGUGGGGAAGACCAGCCUGGCCAGCCUUUUCGCAGGGAAGCAAGAGAGGGACCUCCAUGAACAGCUUGGAGAUGUAUAUGAGAGAACCCUCACAGUGGACGGAGAGGACACCACACUGGUGGUCAUGGACACCUGGGAGGCAGAGAAACUGGAUGGAAGCUGGAGCCAGGAGUCAUGCCUGCAGGUGGGCAGCGCCUAUGUCAUCGUGUACUCCAUCGCAGACCGAGGCAGCUUCGAGAGCGCCUCAGAGCUCCGCAUCCAGCUGCGCCGCGCACAUCGUGCAGACCACGUGCCCAUCAUCCUUGUGGGCAACAAGGCAGACCUGGCCCGCUGCAGGGAAGUCUCUGUGGAAGAGGGCCGCGCCUGCGCCGUGGUGUUCGACUGCAAAUUCAUCGAGACUUCAGCCACUCUGCAGCACAACGUGGCCGAGCUCUUCGAGGGCGUGGUGCGCCAACUGCGCUUGCGCCGCCGGGACAGUGCGGCCGCGCAGCCGCCCCCGGCCCCGCGACGCCGGGCCAGCCUGGGCCAGCGCGCGCGGCGUUUCCUGGCUCGCCUGACGGCCCGCAGCGCCGGCCGCCGGGCGCUGAAAGCCCGCUCCAAGUCCUGUCACAACCUGGCCGUGCUCUGAGGCCCCGCUCCGGCCUGGCGGUGCGGGACGCUGGAGGGCACCGUUGCCUGGAGUCGGAGGGCGCACCUGGACCCGGGGCGUGGCCUGAAGGACCCUUCGCCCAGAGAAGUGGGGUUCGGACUGCGGGCCGUGUAGCACCCAGCAUGGGCUUUCGUGGGUGUCUGCUUGUAAAUACCUUCCCUGUCCCUGGGCCCUGAGCAACACCCCCCCCACACACACACACACCCCGAAAACUGCCACAAAUAAAGCAGUCCAGGAUGCCCUGUCUCAACAGGCAGACCUGUCCUCCGGUUCUGCCUGGCGUCUCCACCCGGCCCCGCCCAUCUGCACUGGCGGAUUCCGGCCGCAGCCUGCUAGCCUGGGCCUCCUGGCCAAUCUCGGGGGACCAGCUGUCCACUUGGGCCCUUCUCCCACCUCGAUACAGUUAGGCACAGUCCCUGGCCCAGGGCUUUGAGAGGAACACGUAGAUCACAAAGCAACCACAAUGUCAUGUGACCUGCUAUUGUUUCCCAAUUCGUUCUUUUUUUUUAAACUGCAGUCAUAAAUUAUUAUCUGGACGGAACUAUCAUCUUGGCAAAAUAGUAAUAGCUGGUGUUUGUGGGAGGUGACUGUCACUCUGUUCAUCUGCAGAAGCCCUGAGAGGAGGAUACUUAGUACCUUUACCCAUCUUUGACUAAUCAAGAUUAGUCAAAACUAAUCGAGACAGGAUCAGACAAUUACUGCAAGGGAAGUUGCCAGGAUUCCAGGUCAGGCUGGGUCCACUAGAGUCUGUGUGUGACUUUUUUACAGUCUUUCAAAAAUGUGUUAGGGAAGAUGAGGCAUGAUGGCACAUACCUGUAAUCCCAGCUACUCAGGAGGCAGAGAUAGAAGGAUCCUGAUCUGUGGCCUUCUGAGG
Messenger RNA from Dipodomys spectabilis (banner-tailed kangaroo rat), 2101 nucleotides. RefSeq names its product RRAD and GEM like GTPase 1 (gene Rem1). Gene Ontology annotation, cellular component: plasma membrane. Gene Ontology annotation, biological process: negative regulation of high voltage-gated calcium channel activity. Gene Ontology annotation, molecular function: GTP binding; GTPase activity; calcium channel regulator activity. Bases 307 to 1206 code for a protein of 299 amino acids. The record is from RefSeq and is a predicted model, not a curated record. Lineage: Eukaryota; Metazoa; Chordata; Mammalia; Rodentia; Heteromyidae. The transcript is spliced from 5 exons.